UCUUCCCGCGCCCACGAUGGCUGUCACGAGUGAUUUUAUACCGCCGCCCGGUUCGUUUUUAAAAUGGUGCUUUUGCACUUGGUGAUUGUAUGCAAAAUAAAAUAUGGGUAUUAAAAAGCGCGGUCGGCCAAAGUGCGGAGCCAUUUUCACACUCGCCGCCAUGUCCUUCCUGACGCCGCCGCUCAAGACGAAGCCGGCGGGGCUCGGCGACGUGCGUCAGCUCACGCUGAGCCAAGGCAAGAAGAAGCGCAAGAUCGCCAAGGUGCUCGACCUCAAGGACGACGACGGCGGCGCGAGCUCGUCCGAGGAAGAGUUUGACUACAAGGCCAUGAGCUUCAACAAGGAGAACGUCGUGGAGAACGACAGCGAGAGCGACAGCGACAGCGAGUGCGAAGUGCUCUUCGACUCGCUCUCGUCGCCGGCCAAGGCGACGCCAUCGACGCCGGCAAACCACUUUGCGCUCGACUUUCAGGUCUCGUCAGUCGCUGUCGACCGCGCUGGCCGCUUCGUUGUCGCCGGCUUCAACAAUGGCACGAUCCGCCUCUACCCGCUUGUCGACAACUUUAAGCGCGCGAUUGACGUCGGGGUCGUCGAAGUCAGCUCCGUCGACGCCAACGCGCUCGUCUUCCGGAAGGGCGUCGUCCUCGAACACAUCACCGCGCGUGGCAUGUACACGACGCUGCGCGUCCACGUUGUCAUUCCGGAGGACGGUCGGUUCAUCUUUGCUGGCGUCUACCGCGGGUCCACCGAGAUCCUCGUCAUCGACAUCGACUCGAUCGUGCUACCAACCGAGACGAUUGGUGUCCCGACGGCCGAGGUCGUGACGCACUCGUACAACGACGCCAAGCUGCGCGGCUUCGGUGCGGUGCGUGCGGUGCCCGGCGACAGCCUCAUUACGACCGAGUAUCAAGUGCUCUGCGGUCUCGGCAUCAAGAACCUGCACCUCUGGCGCUUCUACUGGGACCCCUCGUCCGACGACGACGAGUCCAAGUGGACAUGGCAGUGCGUCUUUGACCGUCAGACCAACGGCAUUAGCCUCGAGUACCUCUCAUUCGGGCCCGGCCCUAACCAGGUCAUCUCCAAGUCCGAGCACCAAGCCAUCCGCGUCUGGACGCUCUCCGAAGCGACGGCCGACGAUGGCACGAUCGCGUCGUUCGAGUACACGGACAUCAAGCACACGACAGACGCCGUCGAAGUGUUUGGCCAUUAUGCGUACGGCGGGUCGGAGCGGCUAGCGCUCGUGGACCUCGACAACUCCAAGCGCUUUGAACUCGACCUUCCGUCGUCGUCGGCGGUCGCGGCAGCGCGCCCGACGCUCAACUUUCGCAAGCGCCAACUGCGCACUUUGUCCAACCUCACGGGUGACCCGAUGGGCGUCACGCUCGGCAUGUGCUCGGACGGCAGUGUCUUUGUGCACAAAGCCACCGCGGAUGCCGCCCUCGGUGUCCACACGCCACCUACGUACGUGCCAGGCUACGAGUCGUUUUACCAGGACCAAGGCGGGCUCUUGACGCUGCUGCCGUUUGAGAUCCAAGACGAGAAGGAGUGGAUGGUGGUGUCGGCCAACACGAACGAACUCCGCGUGCACGUACUCCACGAGUUCCUCGGUGAGCCCAAGCAGGCGUUCGUCGCGCCGACAAAGCCGCGCAAGCUGAAGCUCACGGCGGCUAAAGAGCUCAAAGUAAAGAAAACCAAGAAGAACUCGAAGAAAACGCCGAGUCCGCCGCCGUCCGUGGUCGACGAUAACGACACGUUUAUCGUGCGCCCGCUCAAGGUCAAGGUGGUCGAAACGCCGGCCCCGGUCGUCGUCGAUGUUGUGCCAAACGUGCUGGCGUCGCCGCCGCUCAAGCGCAAACUCGAACCCGAGAUCGCCGCGGUGGCCACCGUCGCCGAGACCAAGAAGCGCAUCAAGGCGUCGCCGUGGAGCUACGAGCUCAAGCCGCUCGCACCAAAGCCGGUGGCGAUCGUCGUGCACCCGCCAGCAGUCACGCCGGCGCUCGUGACGCCCGUGAAGCGCCCGGCCAAAAUCGCCGUGCCGUCGCCUGUCGUGUCCAUCUCGCCGUGCUCGUCGCCCGUCCUGCCGCAGACGCCCGCGCCGUCGACACCAACCAAGAAGGUGGUCGACGACCAGCGCGACUGGAGUCCGUUUGUGAUCCCCAAGCGCCGCAACAAGGAGCUCAUCAUGGACGAGCCGGCGGUCGUUGCUGAAGCGCCGCCGUCGCCCGUCAAGGCAAUGACGCCGCCACCGGUAGAGGUCAUUCCGUCGCGCCUCGACACGAUCGCCGAGGUCGCUACGAUUGUUGCUGCGGUCGAGCCGACGCUGGAUGCGGCGCCACCCAGUGUGACCCCGUCGCCGUUUGCCAGCCAUGCGCGGUCGCUGCUGAUGCAGCUGACGACGUGCAUGCUCGACGAAGACGAGCCCAUGGACAUUGACGAAAAACUCGCAAAUGAAACGAUGGCGCGCUUUGAAGCGCAGCAGGCGCAGCUCAAGGAGACCUUCACGCGCGGCCACCGCCAGCUCAUCCGCACCGUGUGCAACGACAUGCACCGCCGGGGCACGGCCAUGCUCGAGCCCGGUCAGCUCCAAGACAUUUUUCAAAAGCACGUGGACGAGCUGAUACGCGUCCAGCAGCUCGAAGCCGACGCGCUCCACGCCAAGCAGCUUGUCGAGUGGACGAUCCUCGGUCUCUGCGACUUUUCACUGCCCCGCGUGCACACUGCAUUCCCCGUCCCGCGGCUCUUUGGCUAGGCUAGAUUCCUGUUAUAUAAUUCAAUUCUGUGUACUAGUUAGACACGUCGUUUCCGCCACGGCAGCGAAA
Saprolegnia diclina VS20 is the source of this 2819-nucleotide messenger RNA. RefSeq lists its product as hypothetical. The transcript has 10 exons. Lineage: Eukaryota; Oomycota; Saprolegniomycetes; Saprolegniales; Saprolegniaceae. The record is from RefSeq and is a predicted model, not a curated record. Bases 104 to 2749 code for a protein of 881 amino acids. Gene Ontology annotation, molecular function: protein binding.